AUGUGCGUUGGCGGCCGGUUAUCUCACGCCCCAGUUACUGAGUCUAGAAAACAUCCAUUCAUCUUAAACCACCAUCACCCGCUCGCAAUUUUGGUUAUGCGACAUUAUCAUCUGCGACUAUUUCACGCCGGCCAGCAACUGCUGAUUGCAUCAGUUCGAGAGAAGUUUUGGCCAACUGCUAUCCACAGUUUGGCUAAAAGGGUUAUACAUGAAUGUGUCUCAUGCUUCAAGAAUAAACCUAAGGUCGUAGAUCAACUAAUGGCAGAUCUUCCGUCCGAGCGAGUAACGCCAUCAUCACCGUUCUCAAAAAUGGGAGUAGACUAUUGUGGUCCCUUCCUUAUAUCCUAUCCUAACCGUCGGACCAGACCAGUAAAGUGCUAUGUAGCGAUAUUCGUUUGUCUGGCGGUGAAAGCGGUUCACUUAGAACUCGUAGCAGAUCUAACAACUCAAGCGUUCCUGGCUGCUCUGAGGCGUUUUACCGCGCGACGCGGAAAACCAAAUCUAAUCAUGUGUGAUAACGCUACAACAUUUGUCGGUGCUAAGUGGGAACUAUCUGAACUACAUCGCUUAUUUCUAAGUCAGCACUUCCAAGAUGCUGUUGUCAGGGAUGCCGGAAAUGACAGCAUUGAGUUCCGUUUCAUUCCUCCUCGCACUCCGAACUUUGGUGGUCUGUGGGAGGCACAGGUGAAAUCGUUAGACUCCGAACGCUAA
Messenger RNA from Sabethes cyaneus, 711 nucleotides. RefSeq lists its product as uncharacterized. Bases 1 to 711 code for a protein of 236 amino acids. NCBI's taxonomy places the organism in Eukaryota, Metazoa, Arthropoda, Insecta, Diptera, Culicidae. The transcript has a single exon. Gene Ontology annotation, biological process: DNA integration. The record is from RefSeq and is a predicted model, not a curated record. Gene Ontology annotation, molecular function: nucleic acid binding.